Messenger RNA from Eimeria necatrix, 912 nucleotides. RefSeq lists its product as hypothetical. Lineage: Eukaryota; Apicomplexa; Conoidasida; Eucoccidiorida; Eimeriidae. The record is from RefSeq and is a predicted model, not a curated record.
AUGUUCCGCUCUGCUCCGCGCUUCCCUGACAGCAGCAGUUGUAGCAGCAACAGCAGCAGCAGCAGCAGCAGCUGCAGGAGCAGCAGAAGCAGCAGCAACAGCAGCAGCAGCAGUGUCAGGAGCAGCAGCAGCUACGGCAACACUACCAGCAGCAACCUCAGCAGCAACCUCAGCAGCACGCGGUCCAGCAUCGAGUGCGGCUCUCGCAAAAGCAGCAGCAGCAGCAACAGCAGCAGCAGCAGCAACAGCAGCAGCAGCAGCAACAGCAGCAGCAGCAGCACCAGCAGCAGCAUCAUUCCCUUUACCUAUCCCUUAGACGAGGCACUUGUGCUAGGCAGGAAAUCAGCAGCAGCAGAAGCAGCAGCAGCAGCAGCAGAAGCAGAAGCAGCAGCAGGAGCAGCAGCAGCAGAAGCAGCAGCAGCAGACGCGUCUGGCACGCCCUGCUGCACCUAUUCUGCUCCUGCUGCUUCAGCUGUUAACCCAGCUGCAGCAGAACCAGAGGGGACAGCAGCCGGUGCAGGAUAUUGUUCUGCUCCUCAAGGAGCUAACUCUGCUCAUAAAGGACCACGCAGCAGCAGCAGCAGCAGCUGCUGCUGCUGCGAGGAAGCAGCAGCGGAAGAAAGUCCCAAAACAGCAGCAGCAGCAGCGGCUGCUGCAGCAGCAGCUGCUCAAACGCUGCAGACAGAAGCAGCAAAGCUGCAGCAGACGAAGGCACGCCCGGAAAACGACAGCGGCAGCAGCAGCGAGCCCGCAGCAGCAGCAGCAGCAGCAGCAGCAACAGCAGCAGCAGCAGCAGCAGCAGAUGAAGACUCUGAGGUGCUUGCUGUCCGCGAGCGGCAGCUGGAAAGGCUAGCGGAGGAACUCGACCAGCAGCACCUCCUUUGCAUAGCGCAAGUAGGGUUUAGGGUUUAG